CGCUUUUUUCGAGUUCUGUGUUCUGUCGCCGCUGUGCAUGGUUCUGUUUGUUUUAACUGAAAGAAAGUAAUCAAGUCUAUCAAUGUAAACUAUCUUUUGCCUCUUAAAAAUAUAGAAAAACAUGGACCGCGUGAAAAUUGAAAAGGGAACUAGUACAGAAGAAAGGAUUGUAGAACUUCUGAAUUCUGCAGCUACAGACGCUGGUGAUCAAUCGCGUGUUGAUCAUCUAAUUAAAAUCCAGGAGUUGAUCAUCCACCAGGAACCAGGAUUGUUGGACAAUUUUGUUGAUGAAAUUACAGCUUUCCAGCAUGACCGCUCUGCCGAUGUUAGAAAAACAGUUGUUGGCUUCAUUGAAGAAGCUUGUAAAGUGGAUCCAGAGUUACUUGGGAAGGUCAUGCAUAGCUUGCAACUUCUGUUAGGUGACACAUCUAUAGCUGUACAGAAACGAGUAAUCCAAGCAUUGACUCAGCUGUACAAAGUCACACUGCUUUGGCUUGCAAAAGCACCAUCAGUAACAGAGCUUAUGGAAAACACAUGGAACAUGCUGAAUCAGAUGAAGUUACAAAUUGCCAAAAUGAUUGAUCAUGACAAUGAUGGAGUAAGAACUAUAGCUGUAAAAUUCUAUGAGAUGCUAAUUGUAUCUCAAACAUAUCCUGAACCAGACAGCAUACGUAAGGAAAAUGAAUUCAGCUUAGAAGAAAUACCUUUAACUCUUAAAGUGGCCAGACCAAGAAAACUUGAAGAAGAAGCUCAGCUAAUGCUUGAGGACUUGAUGAAGUACCAUGGCUCAGCACAUAUUAGCAGUGCAAACUUGAUGGCUUGUAUGGGUUCUCUCACUCAUAUAGCAAAGAGUCGGCCUCAGUUCUUGGAUAGGAUAGUAACAGCUAUGGAAAUGCUUCAUGCUAAUUUACCUCCUACGUUAUCAAAAUCCCAAGUCAAUUCUGUCCGCAAACAUUUGAAAUUACAACUACUGGCAAUUCUUAAGCAUCCUGCUUCUCAUGAACGCAGCAGCAACAUAAAAACUCUUCUUGGGGACUUGGGUGCUACGCCUCAAGAAAUCAAUAAAGCAUUGCCUAGCGCUGAAGAAAUAGCGAAGCAUCCAAGACGAUCUGAGCGUGCUGAUGAUUCCAAAAGUGGUCCAGCAGCCAAACGAAGAAAGAUAGAAGCUGACCCGGUACUCCCAGUUCGCGAGAACCCUAAAGAGAAAGCCCUUGCUAUUACGGAAGAGUUUAUCGUACAACGGCUCACGACAAAAGGAGCUGCCGAUCUCGUAAUAGAGGCGCUGCCUAAUAUCACCAGCAGUAUGCCUCCACAUUUUCCCUCUAUUUAUACACCUAUCUCGGAUGCUGGAACACAAAGUCAAAUUCGACACGUGGCUCGUCUCAUGGCAUCUCAAAUGACCAAUGCUGGAAUUGGACCUGGAGUUGCAGAAGCCGGUUAUGUUCCAAAAAUGGGCAAUGAUUUUGAAGACGAUGAUGAUGACAUGGAUGAUAUCCCUGGCGCAGCUGUAAUAACGCCAGGAUUUCGGGGUGGGGAAGAUCCCGAGUCAGCUAAACCUGGAGUGGCAUCAAUUCAACCUGCAGUACAAAUUCGAGCAAGACAAAGAGCGUUAAAACUAGCAGAAAUUGCGAAGCCCUUGACGCCACAAAUGAACGAAUCCAUGGCUCGUUCUGCUCUUCAACGAGUCUUGAAAGCCGAACGAACUGCCAUGCUUGGUGGUGUAGCGGCGAAUAGGCAAAAGAUUUUGGCCUCACUGGCAACCCUUUUUUCGGGAGAUUUUAAAGAUCUCGUUUUAGAAUAUAUUAUGGCAGAUCCACGCUUGCGAAUUGAACUCGCUUUCUCAUGGCUCUAUGAAGAAUAUUCUAUGGUUAUGGGUUUCUGUCGUCAAUCGUCUAUUGUAAAAGACGAGUUCCGUCACGCAGCUGUCGACAGUUAUACCAGUGUGUUUUGCUCUUUAGUGAACGGAUUAAAGAAACAAUCGGAUUUAAAAGAGCGAGAAGCGUUACUGAGCCGGUUAUUUUACGAAUCACCAAAUAUUCCAGAACAAGGAGUCUUGAUAUUGCGAACAAUGUUAUGUGAUGACGCUAAGUUGGUGGAUAUUUCUAUCCAAAUUCUUCGCCAGCUUGUUCAGCGUCCAUCAAAGCAAUUGAUCUACCUGAAUGUUUUGCUCGAAAUCAGUAGCCAUGAAAAUGAAAAUAUUCGUUCUGCCGUUCUUUCCUGCUUGACCGACUUAUAUGACCGUGGAGCCCUCCGUCGCGUGAUUGAGGAUUACGCUUUAAUGUGCCUCAAGUUUUUGUUGCUAGAGGAGCCCCCAGCGCUCCUAUCCGGGCCCGAAAAGGGCAGAAGUGAGGUGGUUACGACAUGGACCGAAGAGAUAAUCAAAGCCUCUCUCUACCUUUUCCUUGCAGUUCUUCGUUCUAAUCACAAGUUAAUCCAUGAGCUGGCAGUUGUUUAUGUCCAAGCAAAUGCCGAUAUCAAGAGAAAAAUCUUGCGGAUGGUCGAAGGCCCCGUGGAAGGCAUGGGAAUGGAAUCUCCAGAAUUACUAAAGUUGGUCGAAACGUGUCCUAAAGGAGCUGAAACACUGCUCAUCAGGAUCAUCCAUAUUCUCACUGAUAAAUAUCCGCCAAGCCCUGCAUUAGUCGAGCACGUUCGCAAUAUUUAUCAACAGCGUGUUCCCGACGUCCGAUUUCUUAUACCUGUUCUGAACGGCCUUGAAAAAGAAGUACUUUCCGUGCUUCCGAAGUUGAUCAAAUUAAAUCCAGACGGUAAAAAAGUAUUUAGUCGUCUAUUGGGCACUCAGGGAGACUCAACGGCCACCUAUCCUAGCCCAUUGUCUCCCACGGAGCUUUUGAUCGCUUUGCAUAAUAUUGAUAGCACUCAGUGUGACAUGAAAACAAUCAUGAAAGCAACGUCAAUAUGCUUCAUGGAACGAACGGUCUAUACGCAGGAAGUUCUAGCUGUUGUUAUGCAACAGCUAAUGGAUCAAAAUCCACUACCAACCCUUUUAAUGCGAACCGUUUUACAGUCCCUUUCGCUUUACCCAAGAUUAUCAGGAUUUGUAAUGAAUAUUCUGCAAAGAUUGAUAGUGAAACAGGUUUGGAAGCAAAAGAAGGUCUGGGAAGGUUUCAUCAAAUGCUGCCAAAGGACGAAGCCGCAAAGUUUCGCGGUUAUUCUUCAGCUUCCUCCUCAAUUUCUUCAGGAGUUACUAAACACAUCCCCUGAUCUUAAGACUCCACUCGUGGAGCACGUCAUGACCUUCACCGAAAAUCAGCGAAUGCACAUUCCCAAGCUUACGAUGGAUGUUCUUAACGGGAUUGCCCAGUUUCAAGCGGAAGCAGAAGAACUACAUAACGAGGAUUCAAAAGAUAGAGAAGUGGGAUCUCCUGAACCCAUGGAGUCUGCAAUUCAUGGCGAUGUCGAACCACCCGCUCCUGGAGAUUCCUAACUAUUCCUUCAUUGACUUUAAAUCAAGCUCAAUGAUGAUGGCUGACCAGAGCUUGGAAUCAAGAAUAUUUUGUAUUAUUUGCCUUCUUAUUAAACAACAACAUGUCAAAAAACUUUGCCAAACAAAUGCAAUUUUCAGAAGUUUAAUUGUAGUGCAGUGAGCACAAGGGCAUAUAAGUUGAACGCAGGCAAUAGAAUACGCGCCGAGGGAUGUAA
This is a messenger RNA of Daphnia magna, 3660 nucleotides long. Its product is annotated as symplekin. Lineage: Eukaryota; Metazoa; Arthropoda; Branchiopoda; Diplostraca; Daphniidae. Gene Ontology annotation, cellular component: mRNA cleavage and polyadenylation specificity factor complex. The record is from RefSeq and is a predicted model, not a curated record.